Molecule: messenger RNA, 3798 nt
Organism: Tetrapisispora phaffii CBS 4417
Lineage: Eukaryota; Fungi; Ascomycota; Saccharomycetes; Saccharomycetales; Saccharomycetaceae
Gene: SEC31
Product: Sec31p
Exons: 1
Coding region: 1-3798 (1265 amino acids)
Biological process (GO): COPII-coated vesicle cargo loading; intracellular protein transport; endoplasmic reticulum organization
Cellular component (GO): COPII vesicle coat; endoplasmic reticulum exit site
Molecular function (GO): protein binding; structural molecule activity
Source: RefSeq, a predicted model, not a curated record
AUGGUGCAAGUUAUUGAAUAUCCCGUAACUGCUACUUUUGCAUGGUCAAAACAUAAGUUACCUUAUUUGGUUUCUGGUACUUACUCAAAUGCAAUAGAUCCCAAUUUUUCUUCCGAAUCGAAAUUAGAGUUAUGGUCAAUUAAUCAAAUCAAUAAUAAGGAACCAAUCUUUUCUUUGAAUAGUGAUUCUAAAUUUAAUGAUUUAGAUUGGUCUGGUGACAAUGUCACUAUUGCUGGUGCUUUGGAUAAUGGUAGUAUUGAAAUUUUUAAAUUCAAUCAAGAAAAUGAUUCAAUUCAAUCAAACGAGUUAAUCAAAAAUAAUAGGCACACAGGUCCCAUCAGAAGUAUCACUUUUAAUCCAAGACAAGAUAAUUUAUUGCUAUCUGGUGGUGAAGGAAUUAUCAACAGCUCUAAUUCUGCAAAAACUUUGCCGACUAUUAAUAAUAUACAAAAUACAACUAGUGAAAUUUUCAUAUAUGAUUUAAAUGAUGUUGAUAAUCCAGAAACUUUACCGAUGUCUCCUAACAUGACAAUGAACAGAUUCGAGACCAUUUCAUCAUUAGCAUGGAAUAAAUCAUUGUCCCACGUGUUUUCAGCUGCUGGCAAUACAUCUGCCGUGUCAAUCUUUGACUUGAAGGCUAAAAAAGAAGUCAUCAAUUUGAAUUAUAUUAACCCAACAACAGGAAUGAAGGAAAUCUUCUCCGUCGUUGAAUGGCAUCCAAAGAAUUCGACAAGAAUUGCUACCGCUACUUCAAACAAUAUAUCGAAUCCUCUAAAUGCCACGGCAAAUGCAGGCGAUUCCAUCUACAUUUGGGAUUUAAGGAAUUCAAAUGCUCCUUUACAAAUCUUAUCUCCGCAACAGUUUGAAAAUAAUACAAUUGUUGGCCAUACUGAUGGUAUUCAAUCUUUGGACUGGUGUGCUCAAGAUGAAACUUUCUUAUUGUCAAGUGGUCGUGAUAAUUCGAUCAUGCUAUGGAACCCAGAUUCAGGUUUGCCAUUGACAAAAUAUCCAAAGAGAAAUAAUUGGUGUUUCAAGAGUAAAUUCGCUCCAAAUUUUCCAGAAAUUUUUGCUUCUGCUUCAUUAGAUGGUAAAAUUGAAGUCCAAACUUUACAAAAUAUCCCAACUAUUUCGGAUGAAGAAGAAAAUAACUCGAAACAACAAGAAUCUGAAACUGAUUUCUGGAACAACGUUUCCACUGAAAAAGUAGUUGAAAAGGCCACUGUGUUUAACUUUCAGGCCCCAUCAUGGUACAAUAAUAUUAUAGAACCAGCUGCUACAUGGUCUUUCGGUGGUAAAUUAGUCUCUAUUAGUAAAGAUGGUAAGAGUAUCAAUAUCAAUAAACCAAAUUUACCCGGUUAUUUCCAAGAUAAUAAGAACUUAGAAGAAGCUUUACAAAAUAAAGAUUUCUCUUCAAUCAUCAAUCAAAGAUUAAUUAAACCAAUCAAUGAGUCAAAUGAAGAAGAUUGGAAUUUCAUCGAAAAAUUAAACUUGGAUGGUAAGGACGACUACUUGAAUGAAGCGUUCGCUUUCGAAGAUGCAGAAGAAGAAUCUACCGAACUUAAGAAUAAUGAUGAAAAUGAUGAUUUCUUCGUCAAUUUAGAAAACUCUUUUGAACCAACUGGAAAGUUUGCCUUAAAAGAAGCUUCUGAUCAAGUUAUUUGUAGAAAUUUAAUUACUGGUGACAUUAAAAAAGCUGUCGCUCGUUCUUUGGAAAAAGAUUACUUAAUGGAAGCUUUAGUUAUUGCAUUAAGCUCUGAUGACGAAUCAUUGAAGACAAAUGUGAAAAAUGCCUAUUUUGCAAGACAUGGUGGCAAAACACCUCUAUCUAGAUUUUUAUUUUCUAUAUCAUCUAGCAAUUCUGCUGAUUUGGUCGACAAUCUAAAGUUGUCCCAAUGGAAAUAUGCUGUCAAAUCUGUCUACAGAUUUUACUCUAAUAAGAUUGAGGAAAGAAAUCAAUUAUUAAAGAGAUUAGGUGACAGGUUAUUAGAAAGUGGUAACAGACAAGAUGCUUUGACUUUAUACUUAGCUGCUGACUCUAUUGAUGAUGUAGCUGCUAUUUGGUUGAAAGAAUUCUCUAGCAAUGAGUCAAAGAUUAAAGAAGUUAAGGGCUCGUAUUACGAAGCUCACACAGAAUGUCUAACUGAAUUUGUAGAAAGAUUCAGUGCUCUUUCAAAAUUUGUUGGUAGUGAUUCUCAAAUCAGUAAUGAAGAUUUGAUCAGUAAAUUUUUAGAAUUUGUUGCCUUGUCAACUGCCGCUGGUAACUUUGAUUUAGCUUACAAAUUUUUGGAAACCUUGCCUGGUGAUAAUGAACAAGUUAACACUGAGAAGCAACGUGUUUUAUCUGCUUCCGGUAAAUCACAAGCUAAACAACAAGCUCAAACUAAAUCAACUAGAUAUGGUAACUUGUCAAGUUCCAUUCCUUCUACAGAUAGCUUGAAAAAGAUGCCACCAUUUGCUCCAACUGCUGCGCCAAUUCAACAAACUUUUGGUGCGCCAAUUCAGCAAAAUUAUGGAUUACCAGCCAGUGUAUCACCAAUUCCACAACUUCCAAACACAAUAGGAACUCCACCUACUUCGAAGAGCCCACAACCUGUUGUCGGUUCCAGAUAUGCUCCCCAAGCGCCAGUCGCUCCUACUAUUGGAGCAACUAAUGCUGUUUAUCCACAAAUCGCAGUGCCUCAACCAACUAAUACUUUUCAGGUUCCAGCUAAUCCAUACUCUACUGUUAAGCCAACUCAGCCAGUGUUUGCUCAUCUUAAUAAUUCAGGAUCUUCCGGCAACUUAGCUUCAAAUCCAAUAGCAAAUGGUCCUGCCUCUCUGCCACCACCUCCAAUCAACAUGAGAUCUGGUCAAAUACCACACCUAACUAAAGAAGCAAACGAUGGAUGGAAUGAUCUGCCAUUGAAGUCUAAAGAUAAGCCAUCUAGAGCUAAAGCUGUUGCUGUUGCUCCUGUUGCUCCAGCUGCAGCUUCCACAGCUCAGCAAACUACACCAAUUAGCUUGAAUACUAUUCGUCCACCACCAAUGAUUUCUAGAUCUUCUUCAAUGAUGGGUUCAAAUAUGGCUCAAGGUAAAUCUAAGGUACCUGUAGCUAAUCAAAAAAUACCUUCCAAUCCAUAUGCACCAUCUAAUAACGUAGUUUCAUCACCAGCAAUAUCUCCACCACCACAUCCAGCACCUGCUCAUAACCCAUAUGCUCCUCCUGUUGCAUUAACUCCAAAUGAUGCUAAACUUGGAUAUAAUCCAUACAUAGUACCAACUAAUGCGGCCCAAACUACAUCCACCCCGCCAUUAGCUGCCAAAGCUCCAAUUGGCCCUCCUCCUGUCAAUUCUAGAAAGAAGGGACCAAGCGGUAAUGAAAUAGUUGGUAUGAAUACACCAACUACUACGAAUGUUGGUGUUCCAACAUCCUCUAUGACUGCCCCUGCACCAGUUCCGGCUCAAUCUCCUGUUCCAGCAGUUAAAUCUACUACACUUCCACCGGAUCAACAGGAUGUCAUUAUAUUUUUCCAACAGGAAUUAGAGCGUGUUACUCCAUUGAUACCAAAGGAAUAUGGAAAACAAUUGAAGGAUUGUACAAAGAGAUUAAAGAUUUUAUUUGAACAUUUACAAAAUCAAGAUUUAUUAACUCAACCAACAGUUGAUAAAUUGAAACAAAUAAUAGAACUAAUGAAAACUCAAAGUUACGAUGAAGCCACUCAAAUCUCCGUUGCUAUUGCUACUGAGCAUGCACACGAAGGUGGUAACUGGUUGACAGGUGUUAAAAGAUUAAUUAACAUUGUAAAGGCGACAUCCUAG